Molecule: messenger RNA, 762 nt
Organism: Botrytis fragariae
Lineage: Eukaryota; Fungi; Ascomycota; Leotiomycetes; Helotiales; Sclerotiniaceae
Product: putative zinc finger ccch type domain containing protein
Exons: 3
Coding region: 1-762 (253 amino acids)
Molecular function (GO): metal ion binding; RNA binding
Source: RefSeq, a predicted model, not a curated record
AUGGCUGAAAUACUACGGCAGAAACCCAGUGCUUUCGCAGCACAGGCUUCAGCUUCUGCAGCCCAGCAAAUUCUAGAUCACAAAGCCCCAGCAUACAAGUUUUCAUUCACACCUUUUCUGUUUAACAACUAUCGCAUGGGUAUUUCGCCCGAUCGGCCUACGUGUAAAGCAUAUCUUCAAGGGCACUGUCCUCUCGGGGCUAAUUGCCCUGAUAAGCAUGCUACCAAUCCCAACAACUCAUGGAAUUUCAACAACAUGGGCCUCUGUAAAAAAGGUGAAACAUGCGAGUUUCUUCACGAGUUCAACUUGAGGAAGAUGCCGGAAUGCAACUUCUUUGUAAAGAACGGCUAUUGCUCUAAUGGAGAUGAGUGUCUUUAUUUACAUGUUGAUCCUGCCUCGAAAAUGGGAAAUUGCCCGCAUUAUGAUAAGGGGUUUUGUCCGCUGGGUCCCAGGUGCUCCAAAAAGCACAUACGCAAAGCACUCUGCGAAUUUUACCUAGCAGGAUUUUGUCCAGAUGGACCCAAAUGUAAAAAGGCUCAUCCCAGAUGGCCUUCUGACUUACCGAAGCCAACUAUCAAGGUCGAGAGGGAUCCAGAAGAAGUUGCCGAAGAACAAGCGAGAAUCAGAGAGAAUGCAGAGAGAGAGGCGGACAGGGAAAGAGGAUUUGGAGAAGGUCGACCUAGACAGAGGUGGAGGGGUGGAUUUAGCUAUCGUGGAAGGGGUGGUGGAGGCGAAAGGGGUCAACGAGGGCGCGGACAUUAA